Mauremys reevesii (Reeves's turtle) is the source of this 2974-nucleotide messenger RNA. RefSeq names its product solute carrier family 35 member A5 (gene SLC35A5). Gene Ontology annotation, cellular component: Golgi membrane. The record is from RefSeq and is a predicted model, not a curated record. Gene Ontology annotation, molecular function: pyrimidine nucleotide-sugar transmembrane transporter activity. Lineage: Eukaryota; Metazoa; Chordata; Testudines; Geoemydidae. Gene Ontology annotation, biological process: pyrimidine nucleotide-sugar transmembrane transport. The coding region runs from base 386 to 1678 and encodes 430 amino acids. The transcript has 7 exons.
CUCGGCCGGGGAGCAGCGCGCCGCCCGCAUCAGCCCGGAGCGACGUGUCGGGGCAUCCGCUAGCCAGGGCGGCCCGUGCCCAGCGCUGCCCCCCACGCCCCUCCCCCCGCACCAGCCUGGGUAUUUGCUGCUCCCCGUCAGAGGCGGCCCCUCCCGUCUGUACUGCAGCAGGGCCGCCCCCGGGAGCAGUUUUCUAGGGUAAGGGCCGAGCCGGGCAGCUGCACAUGCCACGUCUUUGUACCCACGAUUUCCGGAUUUCCGGGCACCUGCAGCCUCUUCUGUACCGACACUUGAUUCAGCCCAUCGGUCUCCAGGCAGUUUGCCAGCUUGGCUCUCAGGGCAUGGUUACGCUACAAAAUUAGGGCAUUGCCAGCCAGGCAGCAGAAUGGAGACCAAGUGCUGCAGCCCGUCUUUAUGGUGCUCCAAGUCAGCCUUGUACACAUUCCUGCUAGGAGGAGCAUUUGUUACCUUGGGUUCAAGUCGUAUUCUCCUGAUGAAAUAUUCUGCCAACGAAGAUAACAAAUACGAUUACCUUCCUGCAACUGUGAAUGUGUGCUCUGAGCUAGUUAAACUGGUGCUAUGUAUGACAGUGGCACUCUGGAUAACAACAAAAGAGGGACGUUCAUAUAGUGACUUUGGAUGCACCUCAUGGAAGGCGUUUUGUAACUACAUGAAGUGGUCAAUUCCAGCCUUUCUGUACUUUUUGGAUAACCUGAUUGUUUUCUAUGUAUUGUCCUACCUCCAACCAGCCAUGGCUGUAUUAUUCUCAAAUUUUAUCAUUAUAACAACAGCGCUCCUAUUCAGGAUAGUUCUAAAACGGCAGCUCUCCUGGGUGCAGUGGGCAUCUCUACUGAUUUUGUUCCUGUCCAUCAUAGCUCUGACUGCAGGGACCGGAAGCAAUCAGCACAGCUUGGCCACACAUGGGUUUCAUCAUGACAUGUUUUUCAGCUCAUCUAAUCGCUGCCUUCAGUACACCAGGCCGGAGGAAGAGUGCUGGGGAGGAGACAACUGUACGGAAACAGGGUUCUUUCCCAGCUUCAAGUGGAAUGUCACUGCUACCACUGCAGGAGCAUUGAAGCCUCUCCGCCUCGGUUUGGGCCAUCUGCUGAUAAUAGUGCAGUGUUUCAUCUCCGCUUUGGCCAACAUCUAUAAUGAAAAGAUCCUGAAGGAAGGGGACCAGCUCAAUGAAAGUAUAUUUGUGCAGAAUAGCAAGCUAUAUGUCUUCGGGGUGCUGUUCAAUGGGCUGAUGCUGGGCCUGCGCUCUGAGAACCGUUGGCAGAUAGAGUACUGCGGCUUCUUUUAUGGCCACAAUGUGUUCUCUGUAGCUCUCAUUUUUGUCACUGCCUUCCUGGGGCUGUCCGUGGCCUUCAUUCUGAAGUUCCGCGACAACAUGUUCCACGUCCUGACUGCGCAGAUCACCACUGUGAUCAUCACCAUUGUGUCCAUUGUCAUCUUUGACUUCAAGCCUUCUCUGGACUUCUUCUUGGAAGCACCUGUGGUGCUUCUUUCCAUAUUUAUCUACAAUGCCAGCAAACAUCAAGGCCUGGAAUAUGCCACUCAGCAGGAGAGGAACAAAUUCCUCAGUGAGAUCUGGGAGCGAUCCAGCGGGGAUGGAGAGGAACUUGAGAGACUGACCAAAGCAAACAGUGACAUUGAUACAGAUGAAGAUGCCUUCUAGCAUGAGCUUGUGCAACUGAAUGCUGGGUAUUCUCCAAGAGAACAGUGUUGGUAUCUUUUUAAACUAUGGGAUAGUCUUUUUUCUAAGUGCAACAGUUAAAACUGUUUGGAUGGUUUUGUGAUUCCAGAGGAUUUGUAUUGUGUUUUUAAGUUGUGCAAAUAAAACACAGCUCCGAGAUCAGAAUACGGUGUGUCCAGGUUUGGGGCUGAGAUACCCGUUCAGAAAAAAUGAGUAAAGCCCAUUGGAUUUCAGCAGUUGACAAGGAAAACCUAGAGAAUUAUCAGUUUGAGCCUUAUAUAUUAAGGGUUUUUUUUUCUCUUCUUACACUAGUGUAAAUCAGAAGUUAAUUCCAGUGCAGUCAAUGAUAAACUGAUAAUAAAAGUGAUAUGAGAGAAAGGUUCGGCCCUAGCUUAAUGAUCUGGGUCACAUGGGAGCUGAAUUAUGUAUAGUAAUCCAGAACACUCGGUGUUCUCAAUUGUACGUGUUUGUCUAUCAUAUACUAGGGUUGUAUGGGGAUAAUAUUUCUCACUGGUGACGGGCCUGAUCCUGUAAACCUCACAUCCGUGAUCCUGACUCAGUUGAGAAUAGUCCCAUUGAAUGGGCCCCUAACAUUUGUAAAGCGCUAUAAAGAUAUGAAGUGUUAUAUAAGUGCUAAGUAUUCUUAUUUCCAGGGCUACAUGUUCAUUGGUAUUGUGCACCCUUCUGCAGUUUGAUUGAGGGAUGAUUCCACAGCUGCAGAAUGAGUUUCCUCAUUUCUGCAGUGAUUUGCAGGCGCUGCUGCUCCUAUGUGUCCUGUGGAACAUUACACCCAAUUAUAAGUAUGUUCUGUUUGUUUGAUAACGUGAUUAGUGUUGCACAGUGGCAGAGAAGCUUUCCUGAUAUUCAGAAUACAAGCUUUUAAAUAAACAGAGGGUUCAUAUUACUUCCUGUAAAGGUCCGGUAAGGGGCUCGUCCUUCUCAGGCGCGGCGGGGAGCCAGGGUGCCUCCCUACAGGCAGCAGUCCGGCUCAGACCCUUCCGCAAGGGCUGAACAAACCAAUAGUCUCUACACAAGGCAGAGUCCCGGCCCUUUAGCAGGGCCCGAGUAAACCCAGUGUCUAUAAGCCCGGCCCUGGAGCAGGGCGGGGCAACAGCAGUUCAGGCUCAGGCCUUUCAGCAGCGAUCUAAACAGUAGCAGUCUAGAUAGCCCAAGCCCUGGCUCAGGGCGGGGCAACAAACACAGGUAAGGCUCAGAUCCUUAGGCAGGGGCUGAGCAGCAAACUAAACAAUAGCAAAGGCCUCCUCAGGCCAGGGGGAG